AUGUGUUAGUGUGGGCAGGAGAGAAAGAGAGAGGGAGGCAAGAGGUGGAGGAGCGGGUGGUGAAGAAAUAAAGGUGUAGCCCGAUCUACAAUCAAACGAUGGGCUCAUUUCUCCACAUGAUUUUCACGGGGUCUUGCCGUUCAUUCUAAGCAAGCGAGCAGUGUUUCUGACGCUGAAGAAAGAGGAGGUGGCAAACUAUGAUCCGAGGAUGAUUUCUGCCAAGAAAACUCCGGAGAAGAGUCGUUAUCCUGUCCACUAUUUGGUGUGGCACAACAAACACCGACAGCUGGAGAAAGAGCUGGCAACGAACGAGCAGACUGAUUUAGAGUCUCUGGACCCUCGUGGACGGACUCCUCUCCACCUGGCCGUCACGCUGGGCCACCUGGACUGUGCCAGGGUCCUGCUGCAGCAAGGAGCUGACGUUAGCAAGGAGAACCGCAAUGGAUGGACCGUUCUUCAGGAGGCGGUGAGUACCAGAGAUCCGGAGUUGGUGCGUCUAGUGCUUCGUUACCGUGACUACCAGAGGACUGCCAAGAGACUGGCGGGCAUCCCCGUCCUGCUGGAGCGACUGCGCCAAGCCCAGGACUUCUAUGUGGAGAUGAAAUGGGAGUUCACCAGCUGGGUGCCCCUGGUGUCUCGUAUCUGCCCCAGCGACACCUACAGAGUUUGGAAGAGUGGUCAGUGUCUCCGCGUCGACACCACCCUGAUGGGCUUUGAACAGAUGACCUGGCAGAGAGGAAACCGGAGCUUCAUUUUCAAGGGACAAGAUUCCAGCGCAGAGGUGAUGGAGGUCGACCAUGACAGGCAGCUGGUGUUCUGCGAGACCUUGUGCGUCUCGUCUCUCACGGCGCUCUCACCUGGCCGGGCGAACAGCGGCGCCUGCAGCAGCACUGCUGCCGGUUUGGGCCUUCUCGGGGCGGUGCAGCCCAGCGACGAUCAGGUAGCAGCCAGGCUGUCAGCCCCCGUCGUGACCACUCAGCUGGACACCCGCAACAUUGCCUUCGAGAGGAAUAAGACAGGCAUCCUGGGCUGGAGGAGCGAGAAGACUGAGACGGUGAAUGGAUAUGAAGCCAAGGUGUACGCAGCAUCCAAUGUGGAGCUCAUCACCAGGACCAGAACUGACCAUCUGUCAGACCAGAACAAGAACAAGACAAAAGGUGGGAAGACUCCACUGCAGAACUUCCUUGGGAUUGCUGAGCAACACAUGGGGCCUAACAACGGGGCCCUGGUGACCCAGAUGUCAUGUCCGGCGGUGACCAACCCCGCCGCGCUGACGGCCGAGGAAUACUUCAACCCCGGCUCCUCGCCGACUCAGAGGGACAUCGGCCACCCGUGCCAGCUCACCACCAAAACCCAGAGGUUUAAAGCCAAAUUGUGGUUGUGUGAGUCCCAUCCCCUGUCCCUGGCAGAACAAGUGGUGCCUAUCAUCGAUCUCAUGGCGAUCUCCAACGCUCUGUUCGCUAAGCUGCGUGACUUCAUCACUCUGCGCUUGCCGCCUGGCUUCCCCGUCAAGAUCGAGAUCCCUCUCUACCACAUUCUGAACGCCAGGAUCACCUUCAGCAACCUGAACGGCUGUGAGGAGGGGGCCCGUGCCGACAACGAAGUCGGGGUGGAGGGGGACGGACAGAGGGACACCCCGAGGACAGACACCCCAUCUCCGGGCAGCGACUCCUCCAGCGUCUCCAGCUCCAGCUCCACCAUGUCAUGUCGAGCCGGAGAGAUUCCCCCAUGUGUGUUUGAGGCCCCGUCUGGAUACACCAUGCUGGGAGGCAAACAGAGAGACAGCAUGAGGGAGGAGGAGGAGGACCUGCUGCAGUUCGCCAUACAGCAGAGUCUGCUGGAGGCCGGAUCUGAAUAUGAUCAGGUGACCAUCUGGGAGGCGCUGACCAAUAGCAAGCCGGGAACACACCCCCUGUCCUGUGACCCGAGCCGUCUGGAGAGGACCCCCCAGCACAAGCCCCGCCCCCCCUCCAGCCUCUGCUCCACCCCCUCCAAGAAGAAGCCCACCACCUGCAGCUACAACGAGCAGCUGCGCAUCGCCAUGGAGAUCUCAGCUCGGGAGCAGGAAGAGGCGGAGCUUCGGCGGCGACAGGAGGAGGAGGAGCUGCAGCGCAUCAUCCAGCUGUCACUCAUGGAGAAAUGAGAGCUGAGUGGCCCCGCAGGGGUCUGAAGGGAGGGGUCUGGACCAAGGGCGCAUGGGAGAAAAGGGCAGCACAGGCGACUUUAAAACUUAAAGCACACUCUGUAAGUGGGCGGAAAUAAACGCCAGAUUUGUCUUAGCGGUUUCAUACGAUCAAAUCGCCUCCCCCUUCCUCUCCCGUGGCCUUAGCCAGGCCUUUCCCAUGAAGCCAUACGGUGAUGCGGCUGUCCGGCCUCAGACAGCCAGAGAGGGACGUCAGUCUCCUCUUUCUGGUGCCACACGGUACUUUCUUGACCAGUGCCAGUUUACAACCAACAAUACAUCUAAUACAACAAGUUUAGUGGAAUGCCUCCUUGGAUGAGUGACUUCUGUCUGUUUGCAGGUACGUGUGUGUUGUGUGUGUGUGUGUGUGUGUGUGUGUGUGUGUGUGUGCGUGCGUGUUCAAAAACCAGCUCUCCACACAGGGGUCAACAGAUCACCUUCUGUCCUGAAGACGUAGUGUGUUAGGCCAACUCUCUGCUCCAGCACUAACACACACGCUCACUGAGUCCUUUUGCCACCGAGUCGUGUGGCUUUCAGUCUUAACUGUGAUUAAAAAAAAUCAACAAAAAAACAACAACAAAAAAAGCUCGUGUGAAAGGAGCAGUGAUUAGCCAGGACCAGCAGUGUGGAGAAUACCGUAACCUUCUCGGUCAAGUUGAGUUGAAUGUCGACAAACCAUCUGACUUCCUCAGUUUUUAAUGAAAACAGUUUAAAAAAAAACAAAAAAAAAAAACGGACUGGUACAUUUAAUUUGAUUUGCACAAAAUCCAGACGUACUGUACUUAGCUUGUGGGUGGAUCACGUAUAUGACUGUUAAUGGAUGUAGAUGAGGAGUUCGAGCACAAACUGAACUCAGGCCAGUUGUAGUCUUAGCCUGACUGUGGGAGCACAGAUGUAUUGAGAUAUGAUUAAGACUUGGUGUUCUAGCUAACCUGUAUGUGACUGUGAAGGAGUUGGUGGCAGGCCUGUGUGUAAUACAAGCUAUAAAAGGACAUGAUCGUGGUUUGUAAGUGGAUUGUGGAACCGAAAUGUUACUGAAAGAGAUUUUCUGUAUAUUUGCAUCUUCUCACCUUACAUGAGCGGAUGAUUUAUGUAUUUCUGUGUAGUCACGGUACAGUAUGUGUACAAUAUUUCAGCAUGGUCUGCACCCCUGUGAGGUUCAUUUUGUCCACCUUGAGUCUAACCAGGAGACCUGCAAUAUCGGAGCACGCUCUCUGAGGGAAGAUGUACCCUGCAAGAAUCACUGUAGAGGCUUUUGACAGCAAUUUUAGGGUUUAUUGCACCCCGGCAGCAAGUUGGUUGCACAACACAGCGUGCUGAAAACAAAAGCAAAUCUAAUCCAUCGCCCCACAAAACGGCAAAUGUGGAGCAUUCAGUUCUUGGAUUGGAAAGAUUGUUCAAAUCCUGGCUCUCAUAAUUCUAAGAAACUUUAUAUUGCAGGGCUCAAGCCAAACACACAAACAUGUUUUGUUGCAAGAGGCAAGGAUGGACGGGGGGACUGCUUGUAUUCUAUUUCUUUUUUCCUUUAUUAUUAUUUCUUUGAAAGAAAUGUAAAACUUUCACACUCCAAUAUCAGCACAAACCGAGGAGCGCCACCUCUGUCUCCUCUCCAAUUCAUAGUUAAGCUUGCCUGGUUGAUAAGAAAAAAAUACUCAUUUUUUUACUUUUUAAAAAAUGUUGCAGAAAAGAGACGCAGCAAGAUGUUUCCAUGGUGUAUGCUGGGAAGUGAGUUCAGAUGAUGAUUCAAAUAAAGAAGCAUCUUUCGGAGCAGCAAUGCAGGAGUGGGUUAUUUUUUGGUCUAUUUUUGAAUCGCAGCUUUCACGUGCUUCCAUUCCCUUGACCCCACGCUGAGUUUUACCUGCAGCUCUCCACUGUACGUUCGUCCUGCGGUCCUCUCGAGUGAAGGACGGUGACAAAAGCAAUUAAUUCCUCACAAGAUAGGGAGAGCUGCAGCGUAAGUCGGCGCCACAGAGAGCUGAUCUGUUUUUAGCAGCUUCCACCUCCA
Messenger RNA from Chelmon rostratus (copperband butterflyfish), 4187 nucleotides. RefSeq names its product ankyrin repeat domain 13B (gene ankrd13b). NCBI's taxonomy places the organism in Eukaryota, Metazoa, Chordata, Actinopteri, Chaetodontiformes, Chaetodontidae. The transcript has 16 exons. Bases 209 to 2143 code for a protein of 644 amino acids. Gene Ontology annotation, cellular component: cytoplasm. The record is from RefSeq and is a predicted model, not a curated record. Gene Ontology annotation, molecular function: protein binding.